AUGGGGCAGUUUCGGUCCCAGUGCUCCAGCAGGAUGCUCGGAAACAGCAAGCUGAAAUGGCAGGGCGUCCUAGCAGGGCAGGGGUGUGGGAUCCAGCAGCAGCAGAACAAAGUAGCUCCUGGCUGGGCUAUGACGAUGGUAGCAGUGACCCGCCUCCUCCGUAGCCAAGAGGUGGUCAGGCAUCGGAACAGGUUGCCUAGGGAGGUAAUGGAGUCAUCAUUCCUGGAGGCGCUGGAUCAUACGGGUUCAGAGUUAGAGUGCUCAUCUUGGAUCGAACCAGUGGAUCCUACCCUAGUCCCGCGCGCUCACAGCUCCUCGGCCACGGAAGAAGCCCUUUGUUUCUCCGACCCGCACAUCCUCUCUCACCCGCGCUCGCCGUCCCACACGGCCUGGCUGGGGCUGCGCCGCCCGCGCAGGCGCAGAGAUGCCGCGCAAGCGCGGAGCUCCCCGGGCAGGCGGGCGGCGCUUCCCUGUGGCGGCUGCGGCCCGAGACAGCCGCGCGGGGAUCUGCGGAGCGGCCCAGCCCCCGCCCAGCCGGGCAUUGUUCCCGGCCCACGGCCGGCGAAGCUCAAUAUGAUGGCGGCCGAGGCCACGGGUGAGGAGAGCGGCUCGGGCUCUGUGGCCGGAACGGCGGGAGCCGCCGCCGCCGGGGACCUGGGGCACUGCCCCGCCUUGUGCCGGGGCCGGGCGCCAGAGCCGCAAGGCCCCUUCCUGGUCGGCGGCGGCCCCCCAGGCGGGCCGGCUUUGUGCUCGGUUCUGGGGCUGCUGGAGCUGGGCGCGGGGCCAGCCCCUCCGGCAUCCGCUGUGUCUGCCGAUCCCAGCUUCCCCUCGCUGCCGCCGCCCCCGUUAACCGGGGGGCUAGGGACCGUGGACGAGGGAGAUUCGCUGGACGGGCCGGAGUACGAGGAAGAGGAGGUGGCCAUUCCGCUUAACGCGCCCCCCACCAAUCAGUGGUAUCAUGGAAAACUUGACAGAACAAUUGCAGAAGAACGUCUUCGACAAGCAGGAAAACCUGGAAGUUACCUAAUUCGAGAGAGUGAUCGAAGGCCAGGUUCAUUUGUGCUUUCAUUCCUUAGUAAAACAAAUGUCAAUCAUUUUAGGAUUAUUGCCAUGUGUGGAGACUAUUACAUUGGUGGGCGUCGCUUUGCUUCACUCUCAGACCUGAUUGGUUAUUACAGUCAUGUAUCCUGCUUGCUGAAAGGGGAAAAGCUCUUAUUUCCAGUAGCACCUCCAGAGCCUGUGGAAGACAGAAGGAGAGUUCGAGCAAUUCUACCUUACACCAGAGUGCCAGAAACUGAUGAAAUAAGUUUCCUUAAAGGAGACAUGUUUAUUGUCCAUAACGAAUUGGAAGAUGGCUGGAUGUGGGUUACAAACCUACGGACGGAUGAACAAGGUCUUAUUGUGGAAGACCUGGUAGAAGAAGUGGGAAGAGAAGAAGAUCCUCAUGAAGGCAAAAUAUGGUUCCAUGGGAAGAUCUCCAAACAAGAAGCUUACAAUUUGCUGAUGACAGUUGGUCAGGUGUGCAGUUUUCUUGUAAGGCCUUCAGAUAAUACCCCUGGUGAUUAUUCACUUUAUUUCCGGACCAGUGAAAAUAUUCAGCGUUUUAAAAUAUGUCCAACAUCAAACAAUCAAUUUAUGAUGGGAGGCAGAUACUAUAAUAGUAUUGCUGACAUCAUUGAGCACUACAGAAAAGAGCAGAUUGUUGAAGGAUAUUACUUAAAAGAUCCUGUUCCAAUGCAGCACCAAGAACAAGUCCUUAAUGAUACAGUGGAUGGAAAAGAAAUCUACAAUACAAUUCGUCGGAAAACAAAGGAUGCUUUUUAUAAAAAUAUUAUUAAAAAAGGUUAUCUUCUGAAAAAAAGUAAAGGAAAGAGAUGGAAAAACUUAUACUUUAUAUUAGAGGGAAAUGAUGCCCAGCUUAUUUAUUUCGAAAGUGAAAAACGAGCCACAAAACCCAAAGGACUAAUAGACCUCAGCGUGUGUUCUGUCUAUGGAGUACAUGACAGUUUAUUUGGCAGGCCAAACUGUUUUCAGAUAGUAGUUCAGCACUUUAGUGAAGAGCAUUACAUCUUUUACUUUGCAGGUGAAACUCCAGAACAAGCACAGGACUGGAUGAAAGCUCUGCAGGUGUUCUGCAGUUUAAGAAAAACCAGUCCAGGAACAUCAAAUAAACGUCUGCGUCAGGUCAGCAGUCUCGUUUUGCAUGUAGAAGAAGCCCAUACGCUCCCAGUAAAGCAUUUUACAAAUCCAUAUUGUAACAUCUACCUGAACAGUGUCCAGGUAGCAAAAACACACAUCAGGGAAGGACAAAACCCUGUGUGGUCUGAAGAAUUUGUCUUUGAUGAUCUUUCAUCUGAUAUUAACAGAUUUGAGAUAAGUCUUAGUAACAAAACAAAGAAAAGUAAAGAUCCAGAUAUAUUGUUUAUGCGUUGCCAAUUAAGCCGAUUACAAAAAGGACAUGCAACAGAUGAGUGGUUUCAACUCAGUUCCCAUGUCCCAUUAAAGGGUAUUGAGCCAGGAUCUUUGCGUGUUCGAGCACGAUAUUCCAUGGAGAAGAUCAUGCCAGAAGAAGAGUACAGUGAGUUUAAAGAGCUUAUACUCCAGAAAGAACUUCAUGUAGUCUAUGCCUUAUCCCAUGUUUGUGGACAGGAUAGAACACUGUUGGCUGGCAUUUUACUGAAAAUUUUUCUUCAUGAAAAGCUUGAGUCCUUGUUGUUACGAACACUAAAUGACAGAGAGAUAAGCAUGGAAGAUGAAGCUACUACCUUGUUCCGUGCCACCACUUUAGCAAGCACACUUAUGGAGCAGUAUAUGAAAGCCACAGCAACAAGUUUUGUUCAUCAUGCGCUGAAAGACUCCAUAUUGAAGAUCAUGGAGAGCAAGCAGUCCUGUGAGUUAAAUCCCUCGAAGUUAGAAAAAAAUGAAGAUGUAAACACUAAUUUGGCACAUCUACUCAGUAUACUUUCAGAACUGGUGGAGAAGAUAUUCAUGGCUGCAGAAAUACUGCCCCCGACAUUGAGGUAUAUUUAUGGGUGCCUACAGAAGUCUGUUCAAAACAAAUGGCCAGCUAAUACUACCAUGAGAACCAGAGUUGUUAGUGGCUUUGUUUUUCUUCGACUGAUUUGUCCUGCUAUCCUGAACCCAAGGAUGUUUAAUAUCAUCUCAGAUUCUCCUUCCCCCACUGCUGCAAGAACACUGACGCUGGUUGCCAAGUCUGUGCAGAAUUUAGCAAAUCUGGUUGAAUUUGGAGCUAAGGAGCCAUAUAUGGAAGGGGUAAAUCCAUUCAUCAAGAGCAACAAACAUCGCAUGAUCAUGUUCUUGGACGAACUUGGGAAUGUUCCUGAGCUUCCAGACACUGCAGAGCACUCUCGAACUGACCUCUCCCGUGACCUGGCAGCCUUGCAUGAGAUCUGUGUAGCACACUCGGAUGAGCUCCGAACACUAAGCAAUGAGCGAGGGGUGAUGCAGCACGUUCUUAAGAAGCUUUUGGCCAUUACUGAACUGCUACAACAAAAACAAAAUCAGUAUUCAGUGUCCAACAACGUCAGGUAGCAGCUCUCUACCUGAAUUCUGCAUGGAUCCAGCAUGCCCAACAUGGCAACUCUGACCAGUAUCACUUUCUUCUUGCUCUUGCCAAAAAUAGCACACUCUGUCACAUUCUCAGUGAUGUGUGAACUAUGCAAAA
Molecule: messenger RNA, 3685 nt
Organism: Sturnus vulgaris (Common starling)
Lineage: Eukaryota; Metazoa; Chordata; Aves; Passeriformes; Sturnidae
Gene: RASA1
Product: RAS p21 protein activator 1
Biological process (GO): regulation of GTPase activity
Molecular function (GO): protein binding
Source: RefSeq, a predicted model, not a curated record